GAUCAGCUCCUGCAUCUGCUGAUGGGCUUAUAUUCACUAAUGGGAGUUCAUCAUUAAUUACAUUCGUAGUUUUGUAGAAGAAACAUUUUAGUGAUUAAAUCAAAAAUGGCUGAAGAAGCCGAAAACUGGGAUGAGCAUUCAGAAGAUGGAAUCCACAAAACACAAACUUCAGCUUCAGAUCAUAAUUCUGAAGAAAGAGCAUCAGGAGGAGAUUCUGUGGCUCUGCCUUGUGGUCAUCAAAGGCCAGCACAUUAUAUCAUCGCAUGGUUCAAGCAUUAUCUGAAACAGAGACAGACUGAGUUCACUUGUCCUGGAUUUAAUGCGGGCCAGAAGAAAACCUGUGGAGUGAAGCUGUCUUACCAGGACAUCUGCCGACUGAUUCCUCUGACGAGCAAACAGAGGGAAUUCUUAGAGGAGAAACUCUGUCUUCUCACUGCUGGAAAGCUCUGCGACUUCAAAGCUUGUCCAGGGUGCCUGUCCUUAGUGGAAAGACGAGAUGAGUCAAACCUGUGUGUACACUGCACUAUCUGCACAGCCAUCAAGAAACAGACAUACACUUUCUGCUGGAGCUGCCUGAGGGAGUGGAAGGGGCCUACCCAUAAUGCUGUGCGCUGCGGAAACGAGGACUGUGGUAGAUUCACUAUAACUGAAGAUUCUCUUGUGCCAUGCAGUCCUAAAUUUAAACAGGAGAAACUACGAGAAAUGGGACAUAAGAUUUACCCAAUGAAGGACAAGUCCUCUGACAGAAAACGUCUAGCGCUCCUAAUUAACAAUGUGGAGUUUGAAGAUGAAGAUCAAAACCGUGUCGGGGCAGAUAAGGAUGAGUCGAGGAUGGAGAGACUGCUGAAGGGUCUCGGUUACACUGUGGUGACACUAAGAGACCUCACGGCACAGGGUAUGAAAUGUGCCAUGAAAGACUUCGCCCAGCGACAGGAGCACUUCCAAUCAGACAGCUGCUUUGUGGUGUUCAUGUCACAUGGAAACGACAAAGGAAUCAGUGGAGUUUCCUUAAUAAGGAAUUCUGAUGAGGACAUUUUCUCCAUAGAUGAAAUCUUUAAUAGCUUGAACACUCCAAACUGUCCUGGACUGCGAGACAAACCCAAAAUCAUCCUUAUCCAGUCAUGUCGGGGUGGUAAAGAUGGAUGUGUGGAGGUCCAGGACAGUGUGCCAAAACAAGAGCACAUUGAGAAGGACUUCUGCUGCCUGAGGUCCUGUACUCCAGAUACUGUGUCCUACAGGACUGAGAGUGGCUCAGAUUUCUUCAAGGAUAUAGUGGAAGUAUUUAAUCAGCACGCUUGUGAGGAUGAGAUUUUGGAGCUUUUCAGAAAGGUAAUGUCCUUGAAGUUUAAGGAGAAUCAUCCACGUCAAAUGCCAUGCAUAGACAGAACAACAUUGUCUAAAAAGGUCUACCUCUUCCCUGGGCUGUGAAAUAAAAUCUGCUCUCCUUUAUAAGAAAUGUGAUCACAAUAAUGUCCUCUUUUUAAGCC
Messenger RNA from Megalobrama amblycephala (Wuchang bream), 1487 nucleotides. Its product is annotated as caspase a-like. Gene Ontology annotation, molecular function: cysteine-type endopeptidase activity. Gene Ontology annotation, biological process: proteolysis. NCBI's taxonomy places the organism in Eukaryota, Metazoa, Chordata, Actinopteri, Cypriniformes, Xenocyprididae. The record is from RefSeq and is a predicted model, not a curated record. Bases 106 to 1428 code for a protein of 440 amino acids. The transcript is spliced from 11 exons.